Molecule: messenger RNA, 443 nt
Organism: Leptosomus discolor (cuckoo roller)
Lineage: Eukaryota; Metazoa; Chordata; Aves; Leptosomiformes; Leptosomidae
Source: RefSeq, a predicted model, not a curated record
CAGCCACUGCUGUUGCUCACUGCAAGAGAGGAAAUGGCCUCAUUAAAGUGAAUGGAAGACCUCUGGAAAUGAUUGAGCCGAGAACUCUGCAGUAUAAACUGCUUGAACCCGUCCUCCUCCUGGGAAAGGAACGAUUUGCUGGUGUUGACAUCAGAGUCCGUGUAAAGGGUGGUGGCCAUGUAGCACAAAUCUACGCUAUCCGUCAAGCUAUUUCCAAAGCAUUGGUGGCUUACUAUCAAAAAUAUGUUGAUGAAGCUUCCAAGAAGGAGAUCAAGGAUAUUCUAAUCCAGUAUGAUAGGACUCUGCUGGUUGCAGAUCCUCGCCGUUGUGAAUCCAAGAAAUUUGGAGGACCUGGUGCUCGUGCACGCUACCAGAAGUCUUACCGUUAAAAUUGUUCUGCGGGCAUGUGACAGUCAAUAAACAUAAAGAGAAUUUGAUAAUUU